This is a messenger RNA of Haplochromis burtoni (Burton's mouthbrooder), 2909 nucleotides long. RefSeq lists its product as uncharacterized. Gene Ontology annotation, cellular component: external side of plasma membrane. The record is from RefSeq and is a predicted model, not a curated record. The coding region runs from base 173 to 721 and encodes 182 amino acids. The transcript has 5 exons. Lineage: Eukaryota; Metazoa; Chordata; Actinopteri; Cichliformes; Cichlidae. Gene Ontology annotation, biological process: regulation of T cell proliferation; T cell receptor signaling pathway.
CCUGACAGUCACUCACUUCUCUUUACUGAACAUGGUGUUUGUUAGCACGUGGCAAAUAGCUUUCACGUAGUGAGGACUGUGAUAACCCCCCUCACACCUUACAGGAAACAAAAUCUGUCCUCGUCACAGACCAGCAUCAAACACGGGCAGCUUAGCUUCAGAGGACAGCAAGAUGAGGCUGAGGGCUCUGUGGAUGGUGGUGAUGGUGUGCUUCAGUGAUGGAGAAGGCACAGAAUGCUUAGGCGGACCUGUCAUCUCAGUGACCGAAUCCAGUAAAGUGAUGUUUCCAUGUCCACGUAUCCAAGCCUCAGAGAUGAAAUAUCAGCUAAUCUUCAAUGACAAACCCAUCAGUAAAGUCAGCCUGGAUAAGAACCACACUGCACAGUUUGAAGUCACAGUGAGUGAGAGUGGGGUGUACUCCUGCAUCACUGAGAAGAUUUAUCCUCCACCCUACAAACAGAGCUGUCAGAGAAUCCAAGUCAAUGUGACCGAUGGGAAGAAUUGGACAUCAAUCAACGACAGCAUCAUACCUGUUAAGGACUGUCCAUGCAAUCCUCCAUUAAUCCCAGAGGUGGUGAUGUGGGCGGGAUCUUGUGCUUUAUUGGUCUACAGCCUGACAAUCACCUGCAUAACCAUUGCUAUAUGGAAAAAGCAGAAGAAAGAAGAGAUGGAAAGUGUUGUGUAUGAAAACACCAGACCCAGGAAAUCUCCCAAACCUUAACUGCUGCUUAUGGCAAUCAUCCAUAAAUAUCACGAGUAUUAAACCUAGGAAUGCUGCCAACACCUUUUAGUACAAGUCAGAGGACUACUGCGUGGGUAUGGAAAAGAUUCGCCUGUUGGGGUCUUUACCAAGUUGUUUUUUGAUGUUGUUUGUAUGUUUUCUGAUGGUUAGUCUAAACGGUGUGGACAUGCACAGCACAUUUAAUGGUAUGUCUGGAUUUCAGGUAUUUGUUUUAUGGUUGGUGCUUCGUAGGAUUAGGAUUAGCACACGUGAUGAGUUAGGCUUACCUAACACCACCACAAGGCUGUUUAUCUAAACCUUUCAAUUUUUACAGUUACCAAAAGGAAAAACAGUAUAGACAGAUAAUAGUAGAAUUAUUGUUAAUUAUUCUUAUUUAAACUUGUUGAUAUUAACCAGGUCACUGAUGACCCAUCCAGGGUAAGGGAGCAGAAUCUGGGCUUAGAAUCCCCAUCUUUCUGUAGGACAUUCAUCCACCACCCAAAGGCCAAAAACUUUAAUGGAAACAACAGUAAUGACAUUUACUUAAUCCAAGAUGUAACAUGUUCUGGUCCUGGAAGAUUUGCCUGUUUAGCAUGUACUCAAAGCAAAGUCCAACUCUGGAUGACUCUGUGGGUGUCAACUGAAAAUACUACAUGUAUACUGAGAAACCAUCAGUUAGACACAUUACUUAUGUAGCAAUGUCAACAGACUUUCAGACAAAGAAUUGGGGAAAUAAAAUAUUUCAAUACACAAAACUUAACACAAAAAGAAAAUAUAAAUAAACAAAUUUGUCAAACUGUUCUGACUUCAAAGCACUUUCAGCCUUUAGAUCAGUUCACUGUAGCUUGAACCCUAGAAACCCUAGAAAGUCCCAGAACAGAAGAAGUGCACACUGAAAAUGUAUGUAAGAGUGUAAAUGUAUGUAAGUGUGAUCCUUUAGCUUUGCUUUGCUUAAUAUGUGGCUAAGUGCAACCCUGAGUGGUUCAGCAGAGCACUGGUGGUUGUUAAAAGUUUAAAUAUUUAAGAACAGUUUAAAACAUUUUGUUUGAUCUUUACUUUUUUCUUAUGUAUUAUUAUUAUUAUUAUUAUUAUUAUUAUUAUUAUUAUUAUUAUUAUUAUUAUUAUUAUUAUUAUUGUAUUAAUUGUUUAAUUAAUGAUAAAGUCUGUCCCACUACUGUGAAGUAUAUGUACAUUACAUGUUGUACAGUAAACACCUUUGCUAUAAACAUGAGAUGUUUUAAAAUAGAAAAAAUCAUGUGUAUUUUUAGAACAUUUUGCCAUUAUGUAAUGACUGUGUUCACUUCUGGGACUGAUGUGCUGAAAAUCAAUUUCCUUCUCUUGUUUGGUUGAUAUAUGAGUAAUUUUCCUUCAUAUUCAGCUACAUUAUGCUGUCGUGAGUUCAGAGAUGCCUCAUGCGUGUGUGGAUUUACUCAGAAGUGACUGUAUCUUUUUUCUUUGAUGAAGAUGACAAAUGUCUUAUUACUCAGAAUAAGUGCGCUCAUGGCUCUGCAGGAAACCGACACGUCUCAAGUCUCAAUAUAAUCUUGCAUAUUUUUCUCGUCACUCACUAACAUUUAAAUGUUAUUAAUUCAUUUAUUUUUUAGUUUGUCUCUGUUGAAAAUAAAUGAAUGAAUCAUUCCUAUGAGCAAGACAAGAUGCAGCUGGACUCUGAGCUUUAGUUAAGUGGAAGCAACAAAAAGUCUGGGAACACUAGGAAAGAUUUACAGCAUUUAUUUUGAAUUUCAUAAAACAUAUUUUUAUUAUGAAUGAUUAAAGAUGGAUAUGUCCAAAAUACACGUCAUGAUGAGCUCAGAGCCUGUCAGUCAGUCAGCCGGGUCAUGUUUUUACGAGUUUUCACACUAGUUUCACUCGAAAGUUAGCAACAAAGGCUAACCGUGUCAUAGAGAUACAACAGACAGAAGUCUGAGAUGUAGUUUUUAAAUGUGAGGUGUUAAAAAAAACCAGACUGUGUUAUAUCGGCAUACUUAAGUGGAUGUGGGCUGACUUUGUACAUUUGUUUAUUUACAGAUAACUUGGUUAGAUGGUGUUGGCCAUUAGUGACAUUACGGGAUGUAGUUUAUCAGCCUGUGUCAGUGUAUCUGCUGUGAAUAUGAUCAAAUUAAUACUGUCAUAUGUUCAGAGUCUUGUUACAUUUGGCUGUUAGAAUAGAUUCAGACAGAACUGAGAG